Amoebophrya sp. A25 is the source of this 5190-nucleotide messenger RNA. NCBI's taxonomy places the organism in Eukaryota, Dinophyceae, Syndiniales, Amoebophryaceae. The record is from the annotation of a GenBank genome assembly.
GUGUAACGCCAGUAACUCCACGCACGAGCACGACAAGCUGUAGUCUAGGAGGCGGGGAGGCGUCGGCAUCCGGACACAAUAACAGUGCACGAAAAAUAUGCGGUAACGAGUCCUCUAAGCUCUGGGUGGAUUUGCGGACACAACUAGACGCUGCGAAGGAAAAGGCUGGUAAAGUAGAGAAGAAGUUGCAGCGGCAUAAAAUUGGGCCAGCGCCAGCAUCCUCAACGAAUAUUUCGUCUACAAAUGUCGGGGGCGAAGUAGAUGCGUCUUCCAAUGUUAUUACAACAAAAAUUUCCGGUGAUGAUAUUUCCGUCGCCGAUUUGCCACCAGUAGUGCGUGAUCUUCUAAAACUGCGAAAUAAAUACGCGCGACAGCAAGACAAGCUGUCCAGACUCCUGCGAGACGAGGAGUUUCGCCUCGCUCACGACGCGGAUGCUCAGCGAGAGAAACUUCAGCGCAGAUUGGCGGACCUGCAAGCAAAGCGUGCAGCAAGGGAUGCCACUGAGGCGCAGCGUCGGGAUGUUGCGGAGCAACAGCGUCUUAUUCUCGAAACAGAGCUAGUCGAUUUUCUGGACCGUUUGGACGUGUUGCAAGAAAGUGUGACUGGGCUAGGGCAAAUUGCAGCACCUGAGGGAACGCAUGACGAAGAAGGAGAAAAUCAAGGAGGAGGUGACAAUGUGAAUGGCCUUGCGAUCGUUGCUAUGGAGAACGCUGAUGGAAAGGGCGCAAAGUCUCUCAGUCAGCUGGGUGAAGACGGCGCCAAUAUUGCCCCUGUUCAAACCCAGAGCGAUCGACGCAGAGGGAGUGAAGUCGACCACUCUACUACGGCUUUUCGUGAGGAACAAAGGGUCGUUAGCAAACCAGAAGAUCGAUUGACAAAACAAAACCUUCUUGAUCCAUUCUUGCGAAGUGACCAUAGAAGAAGUCGAGAAAACUUGCCAUCCGGUAAUAUUCUGCUCGGGGGUCCUGUCGUGGCGUCUCCAUCGCCGUCCUUUGGGGUGCCUGAAGAUAAUAUCUCUUCAACAAGUUGCGACGCAGAAAUCUCGGAACCGAGUCUGCCCAAGCCACGCGUGACCACAGUUGUCUCGAGAGCUCGAACGUCGAGACGCCAAUUAGAGGACGAUAGUCAGAGUCGUGGCGGAGGGAUAUCCCUAAUUGCGGAUGAUGAUGCGGCAUUACUAGAAGUACAGCAUAGCCGCAUGCGGGGACGUACCACGACCGUUGGCCGAAAGAGCAUUUUGGUGACCGCAAGGCAAAGAAGAACGGCACAGCUCAUGCGAGACACCGAGGCGAGACUCACCGAGCACUUGCUGGAGUUCAAAAAAUGUCUUUUCUCCGGCCGACCGAGUAAGGCGAAGAGUGCGCGGAUGUCUUCAAAGUUACUCUUACCGCAGGAUCUGGAAGCGAUGCAACAUGAUCAAACUGUCACCAGAAGUACGACUGUCGCGAGAACGAGCGAUGACGCGGAUCCACCUGGGGAUGAAGUUCGAGUUUCAGAAACCAUAAUAAGACUUCCAAAUGAGAGUCCUGCAGGCGACCUCGACGGACCUCGAGGCUUUCUCUCUGACGGCACUCGUGGUUCCUCUAAAACCAGUGUGAUAAGACGCGAGAACAAGCGCAAAGAAGUAAUAUGCACCGACUCGGGCGGCUUGGCUCCGGCUCCGAGCACAACUACCGCAGCCACCCCUGGAGGAGAGGGCGCUGUGCUUGUAGAUUAUACGGGGGUAGAGCACAGGGACAAAGCUCUGUUACAGGAAAACCGUGUUUCUUCUACCAGUAGGUCUUUGUCCAGAAAUAGUAAGGACAAGAACAACCACUCUCACUCUCAUCUCGAACAACGAACGGACAAGCUAUACCAAGGCACUGCUGUACCUCGUAUUUUUGUGACAAGCGCCUCCGGAACCUUUUCGAAUGCGUCGUGCGAUGGAGAAAUCGAAGUCGAUGCUCACCCGGCGGUUAUCGGAGCUCCUGGUCGUGACGCAAACGCUCGGCUUCAUGUCCCUACGGGUUCCACUUCCAGUUCAUCUUCGUCUGCUUCCACAACGGCUAAUUCCGCGGGCAAGCUAGACCUCGCGCUGCGACCAGGUGAAGUAGAAGAGCGAUUUCAGUCGCUGCCUUGUUCAGAAUACCACGAUGCUAACUCUGGACGUCAUAGUGCAGGUGGACUGUCAGCCUCGUCGCUUCGUACUGCAGAAAGUAGCUUGGUGACACCACAAUCGAUCUCUAUUAUAUCCGCACCUAUACGAUCGCAUCUGAAAGAACACUACAAUAUGGUCACCGGUUCUAGCAGUGUUGUCAAAGGUUCAGGUACAACCGGCAGGGGUACUAGUGCUGCAUCAAGAAGCGCUUGUACUACUCCAAACUUUACCAGCGCUUCAACUAGCAACAACAAGAUCUUGCGGAAAAACGUAAACGUGAUGAGCCCGGCACAAUUUGUAUCCUGCUCUGACGAGAUCAUUAAGUCAAACAAUAAUUCUACAGCUGUGCGUCGAGGUGCACAUUCUUCGUCUUCAACAAAGAGUGUGAUUCAACUUGAAGAACGAGAAGCUGGAGACCAUUCACCUGAGAUGCAGCUGAAAGCAAGUAGGGACACGGCGCAAAGCCUCAUGCUUUUCGCUGAGGAGCACUUGUUGGAGAGCGGAGGCAGUGCUGGCGGGAGCUCUUCAGUGGUCAAGUCGCGGCCAGGCAACACAAUGGCUCGAUGGUCUCAACUGUGUCAGAGGAGUUCAAUCAGUAAUACACGCCAAGGCCUCUACAACCAUUACAAUAACGAGGCAGACGAACUACAACAGCAACAAACUGAAAUUACCAAUGGUAAUCGAGGACGAUCCUCUUCUAGAAGUAGCACGUUGCAACCGUUAUCCGAUUUGGCUCUCCGAAAGACCGAGCAGAUCAUCCGGGAAGAGAUGCCCGACGAAGCGACGGGAUCGAUGGGGUUUCUCGAGGCCUUCCAGGAGGAGGAAAUAGUGGAUCAUGGGACACCAGGUGAACAAGUACUAGAAGAUAGUGAAGAAGAGCGCAUGAGGAAGGGACAAAGUGUUCAAAGUGUCACAAACACGGAACAAGCAAACAAGGUCGACGAGCUUCAUGUAGAGCCAGCCGACAACGAUGAGGUUACUAGACCGUCUGUCCUUGUAACAUCUUCUGUCGACCUUGCGCCGUCCAAGGAGCCAUCAUCUGCUUUUGCUGCGAAUGAAGCCGGUACUGACAAGAAAAAACAGGACCCUACAAUUGUCGACACCCAACCGAAAGCGGUACGCUUCACUGUUUUGCCGGACGGAGUAAUAGAUGGGCGCGAAGAUAGCGCAAACAGGGUAGAUCUUGGUGCAGAGAGCAGGGUCUUAAGGGAUCAAAGCCGCGUCAGGGAAUGGGAAAUGAAUGUGGCAAGGAAUAGCAACAAGGAUGAUGAAGCGAUAACAUCACCUAAGUGUGCCGCUUCUCCUGCAUCAAGGAGUUGUAAUGCUGCUAGCCCACAGAACGCGAGCUUGGCAAUAGAAGAACACAAUGAUAUCGAGGAUAUGCCCCAAUCCGUGUCCUCCUCUCUUACGCGGCUCCUGCCUGAGAGCAUCUGCAGUAAAAACACUGUAGCUCUUACUGAUUCGUUAUCUCGGGAUGAGAACAGUCGUGAAGGAACGACAACUGCUAGGAAUGGGUUGCCUUCGGUAACGAGCCCCGUGAGCAUUUCCUCGUCAGAUAAGAAAGGUCUACCACAGGAAUCAACAAGAGAAGUAGGAGAAGCUACGCACGUCGCAGAUGUUGAAGGAGCUGGCCUCCAGGCGAUGGCGAAUCUGCGAGAGGACGUUGCAGAACCAAGUUCCAUUACAGAAUCCGCCAAAAUGAAUCAACAAAUCCCUAUCAUCGCUGAAGAACGUGAAGGUGGAGGUGGACCUGGUGCGUCAUCAAAAACAAUGACAGAGUCAUUAGGACUUGGUGCUGAUAACGGUAUAUUAGCGACCACGAAUGUUGGUCUUGCAGAGCCAAACUCCGCCCUUUUGGGUAGUAGCAUGUGGGCUCCGCCGAAAGGUCUGAAGCUCUUUUCCCGGUCCCAAACGCAGCCUUUCAACGGAGCAAAUGCUACAAGGCCUUCAUCUGGCAAUAGUAACACAGCUGCGAAAACGUUUCGGCGGUCUAAGAGCUUCAACGCAUUGGAUCAGGUUGUUGAGGAGACAAAUUCAAGCCAAAACAAGCCUAGAAAUGCGGAUGUAUCUUCAUUAUCCACGACAUCCUUACCCCCAGUACCAGUUUCCGUUUACGCAGACCCAGACUCCAUAAAGGUCGACAACUUACUGUUUGCGAAAAGCGCGGCGAAAAGCAAGCUUGGUGACAGAAUGGGCACGAACAAGCAAGACGAAAAGACUUCAUCUGGCGUUCUUGUUGUACCCAACAUAAGCAAAGCUAAUCAUAAGGGUGGACAGCGCGAGAAAGUGAUGGGCGAGCACAGGAGUAGCAUAGUACAACAAGAAAAAGGUGGUGGCCCCUCCACCUCCUCGUCAACAUCUUCUUCAUCUUCCAGAUCAACAUCAUGCUCGCAUCAAAAUCCUGUUCCCCCAGUACAAACACAGCAUCAACUGCUUUUAUCGCCCGGUUUAAGCAAAGGAAGUAGCGACCAAAACAGGUUGUCCCAUUCGCCAUUGCGAUCCACAUUGGUGUCCCAGCAUGGUCAUAUACUGCCAGAGGACGCCUUGGAAAAAACGAUCAAAGAGUUCGAUGCGGCAGAGAUGCAAAAUGAGAUAUGCCGCUUGUUUCGCCGACACGCCACUGGCGGGACGCUUCACUGGGGUCAUGGAGAAGUGCGGUCGUUCAUUGGGGAGCUCUUUUCGAAAUUCUAUGCUAACGCGGAUCGCAUGCCCGCGGUGACCUUCAAACAGAACUUCAUCGAAAUCCAGAGACAGCACUGUGAUCACUUGGGGGACGAUCAGCUGCUCGACCUGAAGGGAGCGGCGGAGUUUGCGAGAAAAAUGCUGCUGAAAAUGAAGUUCUUUCGAGCGGAAUUCGAGCGCCGUGGCUCCGUGCGGCCGAGUCAAGUCGUCUUGCUGCCUCCUGGUGGAGUACGACAAGGAGGACAGAAAUAAAAUUGAUGAAUCGGAGAUCUGAAUAGACAAAGUCAUCAAAGCCCGGGAGAUGGUGAUCAAAUAGUGGGCGUGCCACUUGGGAUCAUGUAUUUUUUGGAAAUUUGAUUAUCACAGCAAG